AUGGCAAGCAUGCUUGAACGACUUUCCGACGAGCUGAUCCUCGAGAUCUUUAAGCAUCUGCGGCCCGCGCGACUUCUUGUCUACUUGUCACAUGAUCAUGAGGUGUAUAGCGCGGGCAUAAGUAGCAACGCAUCCGUCGCAAUCUUCGCAUCGUUAUGCCUCACAUCAACGCAUCUUAGCCGUCUUGCAAUACCAGAACUCUAUGGGAAUCUUGUCAAACGCGAGGCAUCGCAGAAACUGCCAUACAGAUCAUCGCCUGGCCAGGAGUCAAGAUCUGAGCACUAUCUGAGACAAUUCUUUGAAUUUGGCGAGGCAGUUGUGCGCAGUCCGAGCCUUGGUCAACACUUGCGCUAUGUCAAUUUCUCAUUCGAAUCGUCCGAUAUGUUGGAGCUCUGCCGGACUUAUCUCCGCCGUGAGAGAUGGUCAAGUCACCGUAAGGCUAUGAAACGUUUAGCCUCGCAAAUAUGGGGUGCGACUCAGCUACAGGUUUGGAUCCAGUUAUGCGAGAUGCGUCCGGAGCAAGCUCAGUCCGUACUUCUAGCUGCAAUGGCCCCCAAUAUCACUCACGUCGUUAUCGAUGUCUAUGAGAAUACACUUUCGACCAAUUUGUCCCUCCUCGGCAUAGACAAUCCGCUGUGCGAAAAACCGCCGUCUCGUGUCCAUGACUUUAGUCGGCUUGAAAGACUCAUAUUGACCAUGCGGGGCGAUUGGUUUGACAAGCAGAGGAAGCCUGACUAUGAGUCUCCGUUCCUUCCAGCCACACCAGUACGACAUCUGCUUCCACAACUUACCAAUCUUCGACAUUUUCAGCAAAUUUUGGCACCUUCACCAGGAAUAUACGACUCGGUCUUGCACCCACAUAUUGUUAUGGCUAAACUGGAGACACUAAACCUGCAUAUGUGUAACGCGGAAGAAUUCUUUGACUUCCGCAUCCUGUACUCGGCUCUGCGAAAGAGCCUUGGAACACUGGAAAAUGUUUCCAUCUCAGUUGGGGAGUCGUAUUUGGGAGACGUCCACCAAGACCCCUUGGGAACAUUCUCUGACUUCUUGCUCUUGAAGCGACUUCGCGUACCAGAUAUCGUCAUGAUGGGAAAGCCAGAAGGUUAUGAUUUGGAGGGACCCGAUUAUGAUUGGAGCGAUUUUUGUCCCCAGAGCUCGCUCAUUGAUCUCCUCCCUCCUUACCUCGAAUGCCUGUUCCUAGCUUCAGAGUUUGUCGGGCUCUCCGACAGGACCGAAUUUCUUUGGGAGUUUGUCCGCAACCUCGACCAACUGUCUCGACUAAGAAGCUUUGGAUCCGUCGGCUCUCGUAAUGGUUCAUUCGAUAGGCUGUCUGAGGAACUUGCUAGCCGAGGCGUUCAAUUCACAGAAUCUGACUUCGCAUUUAGUGGAGAGUGGUUGGGCACAGUAUUUUGA
Parastagonospora nodorum SN15 is the source of this 1413-nucleotide messenger RNA. RefSeq lists its product as hypothetical. Lineage: Eukaryota; Fungi; Ascomycota; Dothideomycetes; Pleosporales; Phaeosphaeriaceae. Bases 1 to 1413 code for a protein of 470 amino acids. The record is from RefSeq and is a predicted model, not a curated record. The transcript is spliced from 2 exons.